CGUGGGUGCGUCGCCGGUGGGCGGAGCGGUGAGCUCCUUCCGCCCCGCCGCCGCUCGACAGGCGUUACUGCCGGCUGCCGCACAGCCGCCGUCGCCAGGAUGAUCCCGCCGGUGCAGGUCUCUCCGCUUAUCAAGUUCACCCGGUACUCGGCCCUCUUGGUGGGGAUGAUCUACGGCAAGAAACGAUACGACUACCUAAAGCCUAUUGCUGAGGAAGAGAGAAGAAUAGAGGCUGAAGAGAAAAAGAAGCGUGAAGAACUUGAGCGGAUUGCAAAAGAGCUUGCGGAAGCAAGUGAAGAGUCCAUACUGAAAUGAACAAAAGAUUGGAUCAUAAUUUCAUACAUGGAAAUACAUGGCUAGGCUCUGAACUGUUCAGUGGUUGAUGGACUCUGUAUGCUAGUUUAUCAAUAAAGUGCUUUGAAAAUUUCA
This is a messenger RNA of Athene cunicularia (burrowing owl), 429 nucleotides long. RefSeq names its product ATP synthase membrane subunit e (gene ATP5ME). Gene Ontology annotation, biological process: proton motive force-driven ATP synthesis. NCBI's taxonomy places the organism in Eukaryota, Metazoa, Chordata, Aves, Strigiformes, Strigidae. Gene Ontology annotation, molecular function: proton transmembrane transporter activity. The transcript has 4 exons. The coding region runs from base 100 to 315 and encodes 71 amino acids. The record is from RefSeq and is a predicted model, not a curated record.